GCUGUUAAUGAUUUACCCUGUGUAACCAUGCAAAUGUAUUAUUUUACAGUCACUCAUUCUCGCUGAUGUGCUCAUCUGUAUAUUUAUACUCUAGGCAAGCAUUCUUAAUAUCACGCGAAAUCCCUCCUGCUGUCUACAAACCUUCAUCUCCUAGAGACGGAAAAGCGUCUCGGGAGGGAACACUGGCGUUAUUGGUUAACAGCUACUUCCCUCGCUCCGCCUUUUAGAUUUUGUAGACAAUUUCCAAAGAAUGGCUGUCAGGCUGGUGUUUUGUAACAGUUUAACAAUUUGGGCGUCAAAUGACCGUCUUUUGGAGAAAACAGUUACAGCGUAAACGAAGAACAAAAUACAGUAGUACGUGAACUUCAACGCAAACUGCUGUUUAAAAAUUGAUCCAUGGCUUUGGAAGUCGAACUAAUGUUUUCUGAGCUGCCAUCACAGAUGGAAACAAAGACUUAUGGAAAAUGGAACUACUCUGACCUAGAGAAGGAUAUCCCAGAGCUGGUUCAUGGUGUGCACCAGCUCAUGACCAUUGAUGAAACAAAGUCUCCUGCACACAGAUCCAGAGAGGCACUUUCAGCUGAGUCAUAUUCAGUACUGAGUGCUGGAGGGUCACACGGUCGCAGCCAGAGGAAGACGGUUGCAAUCAAACCGUCUUCCAGAUAUUCUUCAGGAAAAGCCAAGUAUGCAAUGAGAAAGCCAUUGUACGAUAUUUCCACUGACCACAAGAAGCCAUCUUCCCAUGUAAGGAGAGAGUUGUUUCAAAAGCACUCAGAAACGGAUUUACAGAUAGAGGACAAAAGUACCACACUACCAACUCCAAGUUGUGAAUAUCAGUCAACGUCAGUGAAAAUGAAUGACAACACUGAUUCUGGUUCACCUCAUAAAGGCUUGUAUGAACCAGCAACCUCACAUGCAGCAUUGUACUCUAGAGAGUGGCAUACCUCAUACAGCCAAACAAGUUUAAGAGUUGAUAGUGGGAUCCCUAGGUCUAGUAGAUGUUACUUCUCUAGUCCACCUCUAGUGGACUACAGCACUAUGGUGAAGAUGAGUCCCAGAGGGCUGUCUGCUCCCCGACCGUCUUCAGUAGAAGCAACUAUUCCUUAUUCACGACUGUCGAAAAAAAGCACAUCUCAGGUUUGGAAGUCUCCAAAUACAUCCACUCGUUCUGGUAGGUCUUUACAUCAUAGCCUUGAUAAGAUGCUGGAUUCCAAGCACAGUAGGGAAAAAUCUCCUUAUCAGGCUGAUUACUGGGCAUGUGCAAUCCCUAGCUCCUUACCUCCAUCUCCCAAUCGAAAGUCUCCUCAUUGGGAUCCUGAUGAGGAAUACAGGGUCAUGCUUGAUUACACCUAUCCCUUAAGACCAAAUCAUUCUUGUUCCAGGGGCCAAUCAGAUGGGGAUCCUUUAGUUUCUGACCCAUUGCUGCAGGAUUCUGGAAUAGAGCUUGAUAGCUUCUGUUACUCAACUAACAACACUCUGAGGUCAGUCAGUACACCGUGCCUUGAAUACGACACUGCGGUUUUGAGAAACGACAGUUCAUCUAUUGAGAGACUGUUCUCAGGCAAAGACUUAGGACCCUCAAAUCCAGAGUAUAAGGAACCCUGUCAUUUGAAAUUGGGUUCUGCACACCAGCAGACAGGGUCCUCAAGAAGGUCCAUCAGCCCAUAUUCUUCAGAUGACCAUGUCGACCUUUCAAUCGAAAACUCCAACAGUUCGGCUUGGUUUGAAUCGCAUAGCAAAAAACUUGUUGAACAGAGAACAUGGCACCGUAAAUAUGGGGUAUUUUCAUCUUUUGCAUCCAAGACUUGUUUUAUCCCCACUACACAGAUCCUUCCACUACACAAAGCAUGGGACAGUGAUGAAGAAUACCUUUCUCUGCCUUUAAGGCUAAAUGAGUUGGAGCUAUUAUCACAGCAAUUAAAUACCAUAGCGGUGCAGAUAAGCAAGCCUGGGGAUGUGUGCUGUGAAACACAGCCUGUUCUGAAAAAAGAUACUGCUUCAUCCAAGCCCCUGUAUAAUCAAGCGGAGCCCAUGGCCAGUGAGGGAAUUGCAGAUGCUGGUGCCCUAUUUGGUACGCAAACCAUCAAGGAAGACUAUGACCAAGAGAGUGACUCAAAAAGUGCAGAGGGUAAAUUUACAAAAAGCAGGCUGAAAAAGGUCUCUAAUUUUAUGGAGCAGCUUGGAGGAUUAUCUCAUUUUGAAUUUGAAAAGAAGACACACGUUGACCAAAGUGGUGGAGAAACGAAGGAAUCGCUUAUGCAACACAUUCAGACAUUUUGCUAUAAACUGGAGGAGCUAAUUCAAUGGCUGUACAAAGUAGCUGAGAAAAUGGACAACUGGAAUCCUCCAACACCAGACAUUGACAGUGUCAAGAGCUCCCUUGAUGUCUACAAGAAGUUCCAGAGGGAAGUGGAUGAACACCAGCCUCUGACCACAGCAGUUUUAAAAGCAGGAGAAAUUCUUCUUUGCUGCAUGAGCUCCACCUCCCCAGUUCUAAAGGAAACUCUGGGACUGAUUGAAAAGCAAUCGGAGGCCCUGGACAAGCAUGCAGAACACUUGUACUCCUCGAUACUGACCGCUAUGGAUAUCAUUCAAGAUGAGAUGCUGACAAAGUCUGACCUAAGUGGUGAUUCCACUGUGGAUUCAAUUCAGGUAAAAAUGAAGAUUCAACAGCUGAAUGAAAGUGGAUUUGUGGAACAAGAUCAAGAAAUAUGAAGACACAUUACUUCAGUAAACAUAAUGUCAACACUAUAUUUCACUGGUUGUGUAAUUGUAGCUUCUUCCCAUAAAUUGUGUUUUUUGUGGCAUUAAUAUAAUGUAUUUCUGUUGUGCUGUACAAUAAUAUGAUGCAUAACAUGCUAUUGUAGAAUCUGCCUUAUUAUAAUAUAUUGGAAUUUCAAGAUGAUUCGUUUUUAUUGGCACUUCUACAGUAUGAAUAUUUAAUUUAAAGAGUAAGUAGUGGAGUUCCAAAAAAAAAAAAUAGUUAUGACUGUGCUACAACUGUUUAAAUAAUGUACCUGUCAUUUUUCCUAACAACUUUUUAAAGCUGUUUUUAAAGCUAUUUUCAAAAUGGCCACUCUAGUGCACAGAUAGUGUAAGGCUUAUUGUCCACAUUGUCAAACGGGUAACACAGCAAUAACGAUCCAUGAUGUGGUGUGGAACAGAAAAGCCAGAGCACUUAAGUUGUUUUUUUUUUAAUCGCCCAGAGCAGACAUUUUGAAAAGAGCUUUGAAACCGAUCUUAAUAGUGUAAAAAGUUGGAUGUUAACAAUGAAAAGAAGAAUUACAGGUGUGGUAUUUUAAACAGUUGUAGCAACACGUGGGGACGUAUAACACUAUAUAUUUUUAAACCCUGCUACUUACUUGAAGUUACUGGCUAUAAUGAUUUGCAGGAAUAUUUUCAUUCUUAUAUUAUUAUAUAGUCUUUAUUAGUAAUGCAAGUAUCAUAUAUUAAAUAUUUCACAUUUUUAUUUGGAAUAUAAUUUGGGUGUUAUAACUUAAUUUAUCUUUCAUAAAUGACUGCUCAGGCCAUACUAGGAUUACAUUUUAAUUUUGGCGCCACUGUACUUUGUAAAUAAUGUUAAAGUUCUAUUACCACAGGGCUACGUUUUGCUGCAGAUCCUUCUGUGUCUGGAAGUUUGAUUAAUGUGUGCAAUAGAACAGGGACAUAAUGUGGAUCAAGCAGAAUUAGACACCUUGCUACAGCCAACAGGCGUACCCUAAGCCACAUCAUUUAGAAGUGCUUUAAUAAAAGCAUUACAAAUUCAAUAAUGUAUAUGUCAGAAUAUAUUAGCGUACAAUAAUAUAUGGUAUAUAUACUGCCUGGACAUGUACCUAAUGUCAAGUUGGCCAGCCAUUUGCCAUGUUCACAACCUGAACACUCUCCCUUCGUUUUGAAAUUGCCGAUGCAUUCUCAUGACUAAUGUCUUAGAGCAACCUACCAACAUGACUGUCCUUGCUUCUGUGGCACUAAGUGCACCCACUCAUUUCGUCGAAUGCUGUUAGAUCUUUGCCUUUUCUCAUUUAUUAUUAUUAUUAUUAUUAUUAUUAUUAUUUAUUUCUUAGGGCGGCUUACAAUUGUUACAAGAUACCACAUUAUUUUUAAAUACAAUUACCCAUUUAUACAGUUGGGUUUUUACUGGAGCAAUCUAGGUAUAUUAAAGUACCCUGCUCAAGGGUACAGCUGCAGUGUCCUCACCUGGGAUUGAACCCAUGACCCUCCAGUCAAAAGUCCAGAGCCCUAUGGUGGACUGUUUGAAAUUGUGCUACUUCUGUAGCUUUAUAAUGCUGAAAAAAUCAUUCCUGGCAAUGUCAAAUCCAAUAAGGUAGGCAGGCCCAAAUAAAGUGGGCAGGCAGUGUAUAUAUAGAUGCAAUGUUACACAAAUACAGAAACGGGAACACAACCAAAUCAUUUAGAUUUACGAGAAUUAGUAUAGGCAAAACACAUUUGGAGAAAUUAAAAAAAAAAAAAAAAAAAAAAAA
This is a messenger RNA of Acipenser ruthenus (sterlet), 4481 nucleotides long. Its product is annotated as centrosomal protein of 68 kDa-like. The transcript is spliced from 7 exons. Gene Ontology annotation, molecular function: protein binding. NCBI's taxonomy places the organism in Eukaryota, Metazoa, Chordata, Actinopteri, Acipenseriformes, Acipenseridae. The record is from RefSeq and is a predicted model, not a curated record. The coding region runs from base 397 to 2715 and encodes 772 amino acids.